Molecule: messenger RNA, 689 nt
Organism: Saccostrea echinata
Lineage: Eukaryota; Metazoa; Mollusca; Bivalvia; Ostreida; Ostreidae
Product: baculoviral IAP repeat-containing protein 5-like
Exons: 4
Coding region: 24-464 (146 amino acids)
Source: RefSeq, a predicted model, not a curated record
UUUUGAACAAUAAGUGAAUAACAAUGGCAGACUAUAGUCACUAUAUCGAUGGACAUGAUUAUAUGCUGUAUUUACCUAAUGAACGACUAAAGACGUUCAAAAAUUGGCCACUUGGUGAAAACUGUAAUUGCACUCCGCAAAAGUUGGCUGAAGCAGGAUUUCAUCACUGUCCUACAGAAGGUGAACCAGAUGCAGUGCGAUGUUUCUUCUGCAUGAAGGAGUUAGAUGGAUGGGAACCAGAUGAUGAUCCCUGGGCUGAACAUGAGAGUCAUUCACCAAAAUGUCCUUUCCUACUGAUUGGCAAGAAAUCUAUUGCAUCUUGGACAGUUGCAGAAUUAUCAGAUCUUCAUCAAAAGAGCAUGGAAAACAAAAUUAAUAAAAUUAUGGACAUACUGAUUGCCACCUACAGAGAGAAGAUGAAAACUAAAAGGUUAGAGAUCCAGCGGCAUUUCAAGAAAAAGUAGUGUCAGUAAUUAUCCUUACGUUCACAUUCUGCCUGAUGGAUACCCCAUGGGUAUCCCCAUCAUUUCUGACAUUUUCAUUACUAUUCAAAAUUUUGUUGUAAAAGAACAUAUUAGAGAGAGAGAGAGAGAGAGAGAGAGGAAGUUGAUCAGCUUGUGUAUGAGAGUAAAAUCAAACUUAAGUACAUGUACAUUGUUUUUAAAUGAAUAAAAGAUAUUUACCUGUUA